GAAGUUUGUCUUUUGUCCAUUUAAUGGAAAUUUCUUUUUUGAAGAUAAGGACGAUAGAGUUGAACGAUCAAUUUCCACCGUCAAAUUUUUCCUCAACUCCAGUCAAGUGUUUCAAGCUUAAUCAGCAAAGUAAUACUUUCAGGUUUAGAAGAAAAUGGCAACAUCAUCAGGAGGUAAAACCAAGUACAUAAUCGGUGCUCUUAUCGGCUCUUUCGGAAUCUCAUACAUCUUUGACAAAGUUAUCUCUGAUAAUAAGAUCUUUGGAGGGUCUACUCCAGGAACUGUAUCUAACAAAGAAUGGUGGGCAGCCACGGAUGAGAAGUUUCAAGCGUGGCCAAGAACCGCUGGUCCUCCCGUCGUUAUGAAUCCCAUUAGCCGUCAGAAUUUCAUCGUCAAGUCGCGCCCAGAAUGAGAGAAACAAAGUUCAAUGCUUUCAUUUUCAGAAUAAGAUGAAUGACAGAUGUUUCUAAACCAAUCCGAGCUUGCUUGUACUACUAGAUAACAAUACAUUACAACACGGUUUGCGGAACUAUUCCACAGUCUAUCUUCUGUUAAAAACUCAAAUAAGCUAUUGCAAAACCCUUAUGAGGAGACUCAGAAGUCCUAAAUAUCAACAAAACAAAGCUUUCUUUUUGA
Messenger RNA from Camelina sativa (false flax), 636 nucleotides. RefSeq lists its product as uncharacterized. NCBI's taxonomy places the organism in Eukaryota, Viridiplantae, Streptophyta, Magnoliopsida, Brassicales, Brassicaceae. The record is from RefSeq and is a predicted model, not a curated record.